AUGGGGAUGGGGAAGGGGAGGUGUGGUUUGUGGGGUUUUAAGGUGGUGGGGGGGUUGUGGGGGGUUGUGGAAGGGGGGGGGGGGGUGGGUGUGAGUAUAGUGAGUAGGGGGGGGAGUUGGGGUAGUGGGUGUGGUGGGGGGGGGGUGGUGGUGGGGGUGGUUAUGGUGGUUGGGGGUUGGGUUAUGUGGUUUUUUGGGUUGGGGUGUGGGUUUUGGGGGGGGGGGUUGGUGUGUAGUGUGGUGUUGGUGGGUGGGGGGUUGGGGUGA
Messenger RNA from Knipowitschia caucasica, 267 nucleotides. The record is from the annotation of a GenBank genome assembly. Lineage: Eukaryota; Metazoa; Chordata; Actinopteri; Gobiiformes; Gobiidae.